CUUCACAGCCCUAUUCUGUGCAGGUGAAUGCUGGAUCAUCGCCUCAAUGUAAUGAAAAAGCAUUGAGACGACAUCAGAUAAGUGGGAAAUUAUAAAUUUAAACCGACAGAAAACCAGAACAUUGUUCCAAAAAACAAAACACGUGGGUUGAUGGAAGCAGACAAUCAACUUUAUGAUCGAAAUAUUACCUGCCCCGGAGUAAUCAACACACCUGCAAACUUCACGACACAGCCCAAUUUUAGAAAUAUUGAGCACUCCGGACAAAGAUGGCAGAUGACCGUGUAGCCAUCCUAACUGACGAUGAGGAGGAGUUGAAGAGGAGACACCUUGAGCGCUUCGACCAUCUGUCGCUCGAGAUUCAGGCAGAUCAACCUGCCCCUCCACCUGAAACCAGUUCACCCAGCGAUGGCACACUGACUCCAGUCCAUCAUCACGACAUGGGCUGCUGCGAACGAUUGUUCCUCCGGAUCAACCCCCACCUUCUUGUCUCAAAAGUGUUUUAUUUCUUCUUCUACGCUGCCUAUGGUUCCCUUCAUCCCCUGCUUGCACUUUACUACAAACAGCUUGGGAUGAACCCGACCCAAAGUGGUCUCCUGGUCGGAAUCCGAUAUUUCAUUGAGUUCUGUAGCGCUCCCUUUUGGGGAAUUGUGGCAGAUCGUUUCAGGAAAGGUAAAGCUGUCUUACUGUUCUCAGUGUUUUGCUGGCUACUUUUCAAUUCUGGAAUUGGUAUUGUGCAACCACCAGACUUGAAGUGUAAAGAUGAGAUCAUCUUGACAACCACAGUUAUGGUACCAACUGUCCAACCUACCACAACUAUUGAGGCAUUUUACCCCAAUACCAGUUCCAUCCCAGCAACCAAUCUGAAGAUACGGCGCCGGGAUCUUAUUGGACACUACCCUUGGCGAUCCGUUCCUUCCUCCAGUCUGUCUUUAGUCUACAGGUUCAAACGGGAUUCUAACUUAAGUUUCACCAGUGCACCUUAUGAGUUGGGUAACAAAACACAGUCUGUCCAAACCAACACCACCACCACUCCACCCAAGCCAAACACAUCCAUCUGGACAACUGCCCCACCUAGUACAAACAUGACAUCCACCAGCACCACUCAAAGCCCCACAACCACACCAAAACCGUUAACCCCUGAAUAUAACGCAGACCAGAUUCACGCAAUUUUCCUGCUGAUUUUGCUCGUCAUCAUCAUUGGCGAGUUUUUCAGUGCUCCAGCCAUAACAAUCGUAGAUACAAUGACGUUGCAGUACCUAGGCCCACACCGUGACCGCUACGGUCUUCAGCGAAUGUGGGGAUCACUAGGCUGGGGUGUCACCAUGCUCUGCAUCGGUAUCUGGAUUGACCACACUAGCACUAAACUUGUCAUUGAUGAUGUUAAGAACUGCUUCAUAGAGAAUUACAAGAACUACCAUAUCGCCUUUAUUGUGUUUGCCGUUUUAAUGGGACUAGCUCUAAUUGUUGCCACACAAUUCAAGUUUGAUGUUCAGCAUAAAAAUGAAGAGACGCAAGAAGGAAGUGACAUUGGCAACCAGCAACAAGAUGCCCAACCUGGUGGUUUUUCUAGAUCAGAGAACUCAGAGACCCCAACAAUUGUCCAAGCUGAGGAGUUCCACUUCUGGGACUUGAUGCAGCUGCUGUGUGGUGUACAGUAUGGCACUGUGUUAUUUGUGGCCUGGUUCAUGGGAUUUGGCUACGGGUUUGUUUUUACUUUCCUGUACUGGCAUUUACAGGACCUAACAGGAACCACCACACUGUUUGGCGUUUGCUCUGUUUUCAGUCACGUGUCGGAGCUUGCUGCAUAUUUCACCAGCCACAAAUUCAUUGAACUGGUUGGACACAUCAGAGUUUUGUACAUUGGUCUGGCGUGUAACACAGCACGUUACCUCUAUAUCUCGUACUUGGAGAAUGCCUGGACUGUGCUGCCUAUGGAAAUAUUACAAGGUGUGACACAUGCAUCCGUAUGGGCAGCGUGUAUCUCAUACCUGAGCGCAGCCGUUCCUCCGGCCCUCCGGACGUCUGCCCAGGGCAUCCUGCAGGGUCUUCAUCUCGGUCUGGGCAGGGGCUGCGGGGCCAUGGUGGGCGGCAUCUUCGUCAACUACUUUGGUGCUGCUGAGACAUUCAGAGGAAUUGGAAUGACAUCUCUUGUUAUUUUGCUCAUUUUUUCAUGCAUUAUGUACAUCACUGGGCAGGAUGAGAAAAAGGAGGACAAGAUGUUAGCGGAGAACAUCCCUAUUGCAUCCAGUCCUGUUCCCAUAGCGACCAUCAACUUGGUUCAAAACACAAUGGAAGUGAUGACACCGGCUCGACCCGAGCCCAAACUUCUCGCCCAGAAAACACGACACCAGGAAGAGCAGGAGGAUCUGUACAAGCCCGCCUGGGUUCCCUCCGGGUCGCCGUGGGUUACCAUCGCUCUCGCCUUCUACCAGAUUACAGAGAUGGUCGUCAUGGCAAAGACACACCCACCUGUUGAGGUCCAGCCCCUUCAGGACACAGAUGAGGUCCCAGCAGACUCUCAAGAAGAGGACCAAUCACCUCCAGUCUUUGACAACACCAACCAGCAGGAAAGCCAUCCCAAUGGGUUCCAGACCCAGGAGGGCCCUGGGCCCCCAGGAGCCACUGCACAGCUGCAAUUCCCAACAGGGGACACAUCGCCUGUAUUAUUAUCAAGCAACUGAAAACCCUCCACUAAUGUCACAAACUGACCCAUGAACUCGAGGGUGUAUUCUUUUCACAUUAUGACCUCAUUUGUAUUCUCGUUUUGAAAUGGAACUACAUGGACACAAAAAAGGAAGAUACUUUGCUGCGUAAGUGACCUUUGUAGGUAUUUUUUAAUUAUUUUUAGGAAUUUUGUACAAGCUUUGAAAAAAGCCUGUCCGAUUUAAACAAAAGUGUGCCUGAUUGUGCCUUCUUUUGCUGGUAGAGGGCAGCACUGUCCGGGCACUGUGCCAGAGGUUUGUGAGGCUUCUUAUGAUUUUGUGUAGGUUUAGCCUUACUGUAUUUCUCUUGUGAAACACUAUAAUGACUAUAACUGUUUUUUAUUGGGUGAUUGUUAACUGUUUUAAGUUACAUUUAAUUCUUUAAUUUAAUUCAAGUUUCUGGGUCUAAAAACCCAAUUAAAAGAAUUUGCAAAUAACGAGAUUUUUACAUUUUCUGAAGAAAGCUCCUAUCUACUUGAAUUGUGAAAUACUAAAAUCUCCAAAUUAGUUGGUCAUGAUUACGAUCAAAGAACACGUUUUAAAUCAGCCAUAAAAUCUGACAACACUGGUAUCGUAAAUUGUGAUUCUUUAACUCAGAUCACACCAAAAAACGCUCUUUUUUUCAGGCUGGUUCAGCUUAUGCGCAUGCACGUUCUCGAGUUGACUGACAGGCGAUAUCUGUAUCUAACCUGUAAGGCGGGACUUCGGUUUUUAUAUCCGCUGGCUUAAUUAAUUUUAAUAUGAGUGGUCAGUCUCUGCUAAACUGUGUCUGGUAUAAGGUACACUAAUAACUACAGAAUGACAUAUGCAGGGGCAUAGAUUCCUGGGGGGAUGGGGGGGGAGCUAACCCCCCCAAAAAUCAAAACAAGCAAGUACAAGUGAUGCAGGUUCACCCAUUCACGCCAUUCCAAACAUUCAAAGCUGUUUAAAGUUGUUAUACAAAUCUAAAAAGGUGACACAGUAUCACAGAAAUGGAUGAAGUGUUUUAGGAGAGCGUUUCACCAGAUUAUGUCGCCAAAUGAAUACAUGUAAAUGUAACGACAAACAUGGUAAACUAUUAAAUACACUGCAGUGCACUGUGUAUCAGUGUUCUGUCAAAAUAAAAGCUCCAGGUGAAGGUGUAGUAAAUACGACUGAAAUAUAUUAGUCUGUAUAAAAUAAAUCCUCAAAAUAAUUCAGUAUCAUAUUAUAAUAAUAAAUUUGACUGUAUAAUAAUAAAUAAUAUUCAACCGGGUUCCAAAAUAUAAUUAUGUGAAUUUGUAGUUUUUGCUCACCCUGUUUAUUCACUAAAAAUAUUUUUUUUAAAUAUAUAAAGGUACACAUGGGUUGUUGUUUUUUUCCUGUAUUGUUGUAUUAGUGCUUGUAAAUAAUAUUUAUUGUAUUUAGAAAUAAAUAUAAUUCUUC
This is a messenger RNA of Myxocyprinus asiaticus (Chinese sucker), 4106 nucleotides long. RefSeq names its product major facilitator superfamily domain-containing protein 6-A-like. NCBI's taxonomy places the organism in Eukaryota, Metazoa, Chordata, Actinopteri, Cypriniformes, Catostomidae. Gene Ontology annotation, biological process: antigen processing and presentation of exogenous peptide antigen via MHC class I. The transcript is spliced from 8 exons. Gene Ontology annotation, cellular component: plasma membrane. The record is from RefSeq and is a predicted model, not a curated record. The coding region runs from base 267 to 2681 and encodes 804 amino acids.